Punica granatum (pomegranate) is the source of this 1221-nucleotide messenger RNA. The record is from RefSeq and is a predicted model, not a curated record. NCBI's taxonomy places the organism in Eukaryota, Viridiplantae, Streptophyta, Magnoliopsida, Myrtales, Lythraceae.
GGAGUCAGCUCAUUAUCCUUCCCAUGUCAGUCAACCUGUCAAUCGAUUUUGCUACGGACCCGAAGAGCUGAGCGAGCUCGAGCUCCAUCAAUGUCGGCAGCUGCUACAGCUCUCUCCCUCUCCUUCUCUUCCAAUUCGCCUCCCCACCUGCAUCUCCACCUCAGAGCCCACCCCUUCACUCCCCCGCCCCCUUACCUCCACACCCAGUUCUCCACUCUCCCUAAUGUCGCCACCCGCUCACACUUCAGGCCCUCUUUCUCCCACUCCCCCCCCUCCCCACCUCCGCCCUCCACUGCAACCGCCGACACCUCUGUCCCGUUCCUAGACGACCCUUUCCGGCCCCUCAAGUUCCUGACCAACGACGAGUUCGAGAAGCUCAAGUUCUUGGAGAGCUACUCCUACUUCCAGGAGCUGAAAUCCGGGCACCUGACGGUUAGGGUCAUGAGGGCGGAGGAAAUGGACGAGACGGUGAAGCUGCUGGCCGAGUCCUUCGCGGACUCGAUGCUGCUGCCCCCUGGGUACGUGCCUCUGCUGCGGUUUCUGGUGAAGAAGUACUUGAUUGAGAGGAGAAGCGUGAUGCCCCAUGCUGUGACUCUGAUAGGGUUUUACAGAGAAAGAACAGAUGAGGACGAAGAAGAAGGAGAAGAGCUGGCGGGGACUGUGGAGGUUUGCUUCGAUAAAAGGGGUUCCAAUGCUUCUCCUCCUUCGCCUACUCCCCCCAAGAACUCGCCGUACAUCUGCAACAUGACUGUGAAAGAGCAGCUCAGAAGGAAGCGCAUUGGCUGGCACCUUUUGAAGGCCAGCGAGGAACUGAUUUCACGGAUGAGUUCUGAGAGAGAGGUCUACUUGCACUGCAGAAUGAUCGACCUGGGACCCUUCAACCUGUAUAUGAAAGCAGGUUACCAGGUCAUCAAGACCGAUGGAUUCCUCGUCCUGCUGAUGUUUCAGAGACGCAAACACUUGAUGUGCAAGGAGCUUCCUCCUGUAAUUGAGAGCUCUCUGGAGUUGGAUAGCUCUGGCUCGAACAAUGAACAAGUUCCCGAUGUUGAGGAAUCAUGAUUCGACUAGGUGAGCUUCCUUUUGUUGUUGACUUCAUGCCUCCCCUUCUUAGCCAAUGGAGCUCAUGUCUCCCAUUUUUGCUCUGUCUCCCUUUUCAUGUGAAUCGAGUAUCUUUGUACAGUUUCCAAAUUGUAUAUUACAUGGUUUCCUAUAGCUUCCAUA